This is a messenger RNA of Leptopilina heterotoma, 2302 nucleotides long. RefSeq lists its product as uncharacterized. The transcript has 15 exons. Bases 394 to 2265 code for a protein of 623 amino acids. The record is from RefSeq and is a predicted model, not a curated record. Lineage: Eukaryota; Metazoa; Arthropoda; Insecta; Hymenoptera; Figitidae.
GGCACGCACAUGGCAGGGAUGUAGUGGGAGCUCAGUUUCUUUGGCAUUUGCUUUCGGUCUGUUGCAACGCACGAGUCGGGUGAUGUUGUAAGUUAUAAAUUUAUAACUUGGAUGUUAUAAAACGCAUUUCGUUUGAAUAAAGCCCAUGGAAAGUGCUGCACGCUCUGUUUCACGACAAGUCACGCCUUUCUGAAGACGAGGCACUUAAUUCAAAACAGGAGUCAUUCUUCACUACCAAGAAAGUCAAUUCACACGUGUUUUUUUCUCCUUCGGAGAGGAUGGUGUCAAUAGACUGAUGUCGUGUCAACAAUCAACAACAAAUACUACAUUCAAGUCAUCAAUUUGAUAAAUAAGGCAAAUAUUCCGUGUUUUUUCUCCGCAAAGUGAAGUGCAAUGGAUUCAAAGAUGAUAAUGGAGAUUUUUCUACUCAUUUCAUUAUCCGGCGUGGUCUUCGCAAAAAAUAUUGCUCACCUUCCAAUGAACUGGUCCAAAUCGUUCGAAGUAUCUGCGGAAACGACUCUCUCGACGACAGAUCAACUUCGAAAUUAUGAAACUCACGUGUCAUCAAGCUGUUAUUUUCCAGCAGAACUUCAGGGUGAAUUUAUGAUGCAAGUGAGCGGUAAAAAUGCAAAGGGUUCGAUGACUAGGAAUGAACCUAUUCAGUAUUCACCAAUAAAUAUUACCUAUAAUGCCAUACCUGUUUGGGGAGUGUGCUACAAAAAAGUCGGAAAUAACGUAUUGCUCAUUGACAGUUACAGUGACUGCAUAAGAUGUUUCCGACUUGAAAGAAGAUCACGCAACGUUGUUGAAGUAUUCUCAGAGAAUAUAAACAAGUGUUAUACGUCCGAGAUUGCUGCCAUAGAAUCCUGUGGGACUUUAAAUGCAACUUCAAUUCUUUAUCGUACAAAGGAUAUUGGAGGAGCUCCAAUUACUUACGAGUAUUGUCCAAUUGCGGGACGAUAUCAUUUUAGAUACGAUAUUAAUGAAGGAACGGAGGAGAAAUUUGAAUGCAAUUCGUAUUCCUCGGAUUUUGACACUUGUCCAGUUGGUUCCGUGAUUCAUUUACAAUUCAAACGUUGUUCCUUCGACAGUUUCGAUAUCACAUUCAAUUGCUUAGGAAGCUGGGAAGGACCAAAUGGAGCACGGUACAUUGCUUUAGAAGACACAAAAGAAGGCGGUGGUUUUAGACCUCAGUAUCGUUGCGGACUAUUUUACGUGGAUAAUAAAAAAGGAAAGACUUAUCUGGCCUUUAGCAGCGAUUCCAGUUGCACGCAAAAUCUCAUGAAUGCAACAAUGGGCUAUGAGAAUUUAGUACUGACAAAAGCAACAAAUCAAAAAACAACGCCAACUUACGUCAAAACACAUUUAUCUUCAUUUCCAAAAUGGGCGCAAGGAGAAUGGGAAGAAUCAUUGGUGAUUGAUGGAACAAUGACUUUUAUCGAUCGAAACGGAUACAAUAGUUUUACUUUUAUUGCUGUGGAUUCUAAUCACGACACUGGACGAUAUGUCGUUUACUCCAAAGAUCAUUGCGAGCGAGAAGCCUUCGCGUGUAUGCUGAUGAGGCAAAGAAGUGAAAAUGUAAUGGAAUUCGCAACUGGUUUGCUCUCGAGUCCAAUUUAUCAACCGAAUUUAUGUGACAAUCCGAAUUUCGAUAAACCAGUUUGGAUGACACAAGCUCGUAUCGAACGCACAGCAGAAUCUCCGUGUCCAAUUACUGGUCAAUAUACAGGAGAAAUCGUCGACAUUCCAGGAAUGUGUGCAGAAUUAAGUAGUAAUUGUCAAACAAGAGAGAUUAUGUAUUUUAAAGUUAGCGAUUGCAAUACCGGAGAAUUAUACGAAGAACGUUCCUACUUGUGCCUUGGACAAUGGGAAGAAAAUGGAGUAAUGUACACGUACACAAUGAGAAAUGAUACGAAAACAAAAGAAUGUUUCGUCGGUUUAAUAAUUAACGAUGAGGAGAUUUACAUCAAGGAAGCUGGAGAUCAUUGCAUUCGUAAUAUCAUCCCCAAGGAGCAAGGAAUGAGACUCUACAAAAAAGGACAAUGCUAUGGAAAUUCACCAAGUCCUGCUCCAACGCCAAUGAGACCAACCAUAAAAGUCCCAUCAAUACGUCAUUCUACAACAUACCGACCGCGAAGUCAAGGGCCAACUAGAAUGCCUCCACGAGUAAUUUCUUCAUCUGCGAGAAGUACAAAAUAUUCUUCGAGCUUGCCAGUAUUAAUAAUUCUUUUCACAUUAUCCAUUACAUUGACUUCCAGCCUUUAAAAUUCAUUUCUUUGUUUUCAUCAAAGAAACUGAAAAA